ACUAGAGAAUGCAGUACUUUGACAUUUAGGGAGUUCUUUACGUAUUAAGUAGUAACAUUAUGGGAAGUAUUGAAAAGGCGUGUAUUUCUGGAUUUCUUUGCCGCCUUUGCUCAGAAAUGCAUAGAACAGUUAUACACAUCUAUGGAGACCAUGGCCAGCGUUUAUGUCUUGUCGAAAAAAUCAAUGGCUAUUUGCCUAUUACUAUAUCUCCCACAGAUCCAUUACCCAAAACUAUAUGCAAGACUUGUUUAUAUCGGGUGGAACAACAUUAUACUCUUUUAAUGAGACUUACGCGUAUGAGAGAAGAACGCAAGCUUAAAUUACUGGGCUACAAAGCACAAAGGGAGGCGGAUAAUUUUUCAAUAUCCAGUGUCGAAUGUUCUGAGGAUGAAGAGCCAGCAUCUACAGGGAAUAAUAACUUGCGUGGCUCAGCUAGAAAACCCAACUCCGAUAAGUCAACAACUUCAAUUAGAAAUAUCAGAAGCAUUAAUAAUUUAGAUAUCGCAGGGACAAGCAGUACUCAGUCAAAUAUGACUAGUACCCCUAUUGCUACAGAACAUGACCCACAAGAACUUUAUCCAACGAUUUAGACGAUUACCUUUAAUAUAUCUUUGUUUAACCUAAUCAAA
This is a messenger RNA of Drosophila novamexicana, 629 nucleotides long. RefSeq lists its product as uncharacterized. Gene Ontology annotation, cellular component: nucleus. The transcript has 4 exons. Gene Ontology annotation, molecular function: zinc ion binding. The record is from RefSeq and is a predicted model, not a curated record. Bases 60 to 590 code for a protein of 176 amino acids. NCBI's taxonomy places the organism in Eukaryota, Metazoa, Arthropoda, Insecta, Diptera, Drosophilidae.